AUUUUCACAUUAUUGUAUUAAGUUUAUCAUAUUUUCAACCAAACAAAAGCAAUGCACUAUAUCACAAGAUAAAGUAAAUAAAAAAGUUACAUUCACAGAAACAUUAAAAGGGACAGGAGCUCUCAAUCUAUGAAUACAAAAUUUCUACCAAAAACUGUUAGAUUUAGAUAAAAUAUUUAGUGGAAAAAUAAAAUAAAGUAUUUUUUUGUUAUACAAUAUUAACGCUAAACAAAUUUUUAAAUGUUUUCAAUUAUUAUUAUAACAUAAGAAAGUCUAUAUUUAUGAAAGAUUUUUGACGUACCUUCCCUCAUUGUGAAUGUGCUUUGAACAGCUGAUUGCAAUGUUUUGAUGUUUCUUAUUUUCAUGCAUUCGUAAUUAGUUUUUGUAAAUCCGUAUUUAAGUUAGGUUAAAGAUUUUGUUAAUAUUUUUACUAAACCAGAAAUUUAAAUCGAUUUUAAAAAUAAAAAAUUUAAUUCAGUAUGGUUGAUCCUAAUCGUAAAAUCAAUCGGCUGACAGAUAAGGAUAUACAAUUUUUGGAUGAAUGUCAGGAGGAAUUUGCAAAUCGUUUUACUGAUGAAGAUGUAGAAUUUGCGAAUCACUGCUCCAAACCACUGGGAGAUCCGCCGAUAGUUGAAAACUGGGGAUAUUCAGGUGCCGGUAACAAUUAUCGCGGUGGUGGACAACGCAAUAACUAUGGAGGUGGCAAUCGGUACAACCGUGGUGGAUGGAAUAAUCGCAAACGGGAUCGCGGUGAACGAGAAUAUCGAGGAGGCAGUGGGCCAUACCAAAGACAUAACAAUAGACGACACAAUGAUAAGCCCUAUGAUAGAAACUUUCGUGGUGGCAGUGAACGUGAACGGGAUGAACGUGAAAGGGAUGAACGUCCUCACCAACCAAUGAAUAUACGACGAGACUAUGGAAACUUUGUUCCAGCGUCAAAAGAUUAGUAAUUAAAGGAAUAUGUGGUGCAAGAUUAGGUUUAUUCAAGGCUAUUUCUUUCAAAUUGAUGACAUUUUUUCUUUCAUUCGUCUUAUUAUGAACAAAUAAAUAAUUGCAUGUUAAUUAUAUUA
Molecule: messenger RNA, 1070 nt
Organism: Bactrocera oleae (olive fruit fly)
Lineage: Eukaryota; Metazoa; Arthropoda; Insecta; Diptera; Tephritidae
Product: RNA guanine-N7 methyltransferase activating subunit
Biological process (GO): RNA 5'-cap (guanine-N7)-methylation
Molecular function (GO): RNA binding
Source: RefSeq, a predicted model, not a curated record